GUAGGGCGCCGGCGACCGCCGCCUCGGGGGCCGCGCCUCCUUCGCCUCCGUCCGACGCCCGCUGCUCCGCGUCCGCACCGACCGCGCCGGGCGCAGGCGCAGACCCCCGACCCGAAGCUGAUGCUCCCGGGCUGUCGCGGCGACCCCGCCCCCGGGCCCAGGAUGUGAGGCCGGCCCGGUGUCCCCGCGGCGGGCCGGGGCGGCGAGGGGCCCGCGGGCGCCAUGGAGGGCGUGCUGUACAAGUGGACCAACUACCUGAGCGGUUGGCAGCCUCGAUGGUUCCUUCUCUGUGGGGGAAUACUAUCCUAUUACGAUUCUCCUGAAGAUGCCUGGAAGGGUUGCAAAGGGAGCAUACAGAUGGCAGUCUGUGAGAUUCAAGUUCAUUCUGUGGAUAACACUCGCAUGGACCUGAUCAUCCCUGGGGAACAGUAUUUCUACUUAAAAGCCAGAAGUGUAGCAGAGAGACAGCGGUGGCUAGUGGCCCUGGGGUCUGCCAAGGCCUGCCUGACAGAUAGUAGGACCCAGAAGGAAAAAGAAUUUGCAGAAAACACUGAAAACUUGAAAACCAAAAUGUCGGAACUAAGGUUGUACUGUGACCUCCUUGUUCAGCAAGUAGAUAAAACAAAAGAAAUGGCCACAGCUGGUAUUGCUGACUCCGAGGAGGGAAUCGAUGUGGGGACUCUGCUGAAAUCAACCUGCAACACUUUCCUGAAGACCUUAGAGGAGUGCAUGCAGAUUGCAAAUGCAGCCUUCACCUCUGAGCUGCUCUACCAUACACCCCCAGGCUCCCCUCAGCUAGCGGUGCUUAAGGCCAACAAGAUGAAACAUCCUGUCAUACCAAUUCAUAAUUCAUUGGAAAGGUAUAGUAACUCUCGUUUCUCUUCUUCUUCUUAA
Molecule: messenger RNA, 894 nt
Organism: Psammomys obesus (fat sand rat)
Lineage: Eukaryota; Metazoa; Chordata; Mammalia; Rodentia; Muridae
Gene: Plekha8
Product: pleckstrin homology domain containing A8
Exons: 6
Coding region: 223-894 (223 amino acids)
Biological process (GO): retrograde transport, endosome to Golgi; endosome organization; receptor recycling
Cellular component (GO): recycling endosome; early endosome; trans-Golgi network
Source: RefSeq, a predicted model, not a curated record